This is a messenger RNA of Danio aesculapii, 6286 nucleotides long. It is a transcript of the gene lgr4, whose product is annotated as leucine-rich repeat containing G protein-coupled receptor 4. Gene Ontology annotation, molecular function: protein-hormone receptor activity; G protein-coupled receptor activity; protein binding. Gene Ontology annotation, biological process: G protein-coupled receptor signaling pathway. Gene Ontology annotation, cellular component: membrane. Lineage: Eukaryota; Metazoa; Chordata; Actinopteri; Cypriniformes; Danionidae. The record is from RefSeq and is a predicted model, not a curated record.
CGGAGAGCUGGCCGUGUUUUCUACAGGAAACAAAUCAGAGAGAGAGUGAAAAUACUGUUGUAACCCGUCGUGUUUCGUCGCGGUUUGCGAGUGUUUUCCUAGAAGCGGGCGCUUAGCGAAUCACGGCAAUCUGGAGCCCCGUUUGUUUCGACCCCGGAAUCGAAUCUAAAGGUUUUUGUUUUGUUUUUUGGAGGUGUGAGGCUCGAGACUCCGCGCAGAAUGUCCGUUGACUGGCUCGGUGUGCUUAUCGUUCGCGGGCAUUAGGUUGAAGGAACUAUCACCACCUCUGGGCGAAACAAGCGCCACGCAUUUGCCUUCGAGGGUCUUUUGGGUGAAAAGCAAGAGAAUAAUGGCAUUGCUGGCCGUCCGGAUGCUGGUGCUGGGGUUGUGUGUAGGGGGACAGGCUGCCGCUGCGGGAGAGGGACAGUCCACUCCGGCCACAUGCUCUCCGCUGUGCCGCUGUGAUGAAGACGGAGGAGCGGACUGCUCUGGACGGGGACUGACCAGCGUCCCCACCGGCCUCAGCGCUUUCACCUACUACCUGGACAUCAGCAUGAACAACAUCACUGAGCUGCCUGCUAAUGUCUUCAGAAACCUGCCGUAUCUGGAAGAACUACGUUUGGCUGGUAAUGACCUUGCUUUCAUCCACCCAGAGGCUCUGUCUGGCCUCCAUCAGCUUAAAGUCCUGAUGCUUCAGAACAAUCAGUUGAAGACUGUCCCCAGCGCAGCUCUCAAGAAUCUCAAUGCCCUGCAGUCUUUGCGUUUGGAUGCUAACCACAUCACGUCAGUGCCUGAGGACAGUUUUGAGGGUCUGCAGCAGCUCAGGCACCUCUGGUUGGAUGACAACAGCCUGACUGAGGUUCCCAUCAGCCCCUUGCAGCACCAAAGUAACCUGCAGGCCCUAACGCUGGCCCUCAACCGCAUCACACACAUCCCAGACAACGCCUUCACCAAUCUCUCCAGCCUGGUUGUUUUGCAUCUGCACAAUAAUCGGAUCCAGGAAAUUGGGAAAAACUGCUUUAAUGGGCUGGACAACCUGGAAACAUUGGAUCUAAACUUCAACAAUCUGAAGACCUUCCCCGAGGCUAUUCAGACGCUGCCCAAACUGAAAGAACUUGGAUUUCACAGCAACAACAUCGCAUCCAUCCCCGAGGGAGCCUUCUGCAGGAAUUCCCUUCUUCGAACAAUCCAUCUUUUUGACAACCCACUCUCCUUCGUGGGAACCACUGCUUUCCAGAACCUGUCAGACUUGCACUCUCUAAUGCUGCGUGGUGCCAGUAUGAUGCAGGAUUUCCCCAGCCUGACUGGAACAAUAAAUCUGGAGAGCCUGACUUUAACUGGUACUAAAAUCAGGAGCAUCCCACCAGACCUGUGUGAGGAUCUAACUGUGCUGCGAACAGUAGACCUUUCUUAUAAUUACAUUGAAGACCUGCCAUCCUUUCAGGGCUGCGUUAGACUGCAGGACAUCAAUCUACAGCAUAACCAAAUCAAGCAGAUAGACAGGGGAACUUUCCAGGGCAUGACUAGCCUUCGAGUGCUAGACCUGAGCAGAAACCAGAUCAAGUUCAUCCACAGAGAUGCUUUCCUUUCUCUCAGCGCUCUCACUAACCUGGAUCUCAGUCUGAACUCCCUUGCCAGUGUUCCAACUGCAGGACUGAGCACACUGAACCAGCUCAAGCUGACUGGAAACAUGGAGCUGAGGAACGGCCUGAUGUCUAAGACUCUGCCUAAACUCAGGUCCAUAACGGUUCCUUAUGCCUACCAGUGUUGCUUUGUGGCUUAUGAUAGUGCGGUUAACCCAGCAGAGGAUGACGAGCGAAGAAAUGCAUUUGGUGGCGAGGAAGACAUGGAAAGAAUUCCUAUGGUCAUGCACUGCUCUCCAUUACCGGGGGCAUUUAAACCUUGUGGACACUUGUUGGGAAGCUGGAUGAUUCGACUGACUGUGUGGUUCAUCUGCCUGGUUGCGCUCCUCUUCAACUGCCUGGUCCUUGCCGCCACCUUCUCCCCACGCACCUCCUCUCUGUCCCCAUCCCGCUUCCUGGUGGCUCUUCUGGCCUCUGCUAACCUGCUGACUGGGGUCUACGUGGCAGCGCUGACCUUGCUGGACACGGUCACCUGGGGCUCAUUUGCAGAGUAUGGUGUGUGGUGGGAAACAGGCGCUGGUUGUCAGGUGGUGGGCUUCCUCGCAGUGUUCUCCUCCGAGUGGGCCGUCCUGCUGCUGGCGUUAGCUGCUGUGGAGCGAUGCUUGGCCGUAAAGGCUCUGAUGGGGAAGGCAGGAGCUCUGAGGUCCAGGGGUGAAAGGAGAGAAAGGCGAAGGAGGUUUGCUAUCGCCGCACUCCUUUUGGGAUUAGUAUCUGUUGCAGCGGCCUGUAUGAGUCUGUACCAUGGAACAGCCAUGGGUUCUCCCCUCUGCCUGCCCUUCUCUGAAGGCUCCAGUCCUGGCCUGGGAUUCACUGUAGCCCUUGUGCUAAUGAACACACUAGCAUACCUGCUAAGCGCCGUGGUUUAUACGCGGUUAUACUGCAGGCUGGGGCGCGCUCAGCUGGCUGACCCCGAGCAGGCUGGAUCUGUGCGCCACAUUGCUUGGCUCAUCUUCACUAACUGCAUCUUCUUCUGCCCGGUGGCAGCUUUCUCCUUUGCUCCCCUGCUGGCCGGGACUAGUAAUGCAGUGGGCGGACCAGAGAUGGCCAAAUCGGUGACACUCAUAUUCUUCCCCCUGUCUGCCUGCUUGAACCCUGUGCUGUACGUCUGCUUCAGUCCGUCCUUCAGAUAUGACUGGCUUCACCUUCGAGGACGGGGCAGGACUGGAGGAUGCGGCAGGCUGGUUGGUAAAACAGUCACCAAAGGAACUGUGGCAGGAGGUUCGCCAGUGUCUGAUGAUGGAGAAGGCUUGUCGAGUGAUUGUGGAAUGUACACAAAGCUUCACGGCGACUCUCGAGGAAUGUGCGAACACUGUGACGCCGCUCUCCACAUCCGGACGUCUUCCUCUUCAGCGUCCUCCUCUUCCUCCGCCUGCAGACAUUUAGUGAAGUCCCACAGCUGUCCUGCUUUGAUGGCGAAUGUGCCUCAGUGCUUGAGUUCAGAGGGCUACUGGCCCGACACCGGGACGCUUUCUGCCCAGUCGGAAUAUGGAGACGAGGGGGAUUCGUUCGUGUCAGACAGUUCAGAGCAGGUGCAGGCGUGCGGCCGAGCUUGUUUUUGCCAGAGCCGCGGCCUCCCUUUAGUACACUACUCUUACAACAUCCCCCGCAUGACAGACUGAGCUCACAGCCCCGAGCGCUCACACACUCACCUCCUCACGAGUCCUCCAGGGUGUGGAGUGUCACUGCUCCACAAGGACAGACAGCAGGGAGGGGCUGCAAAUGCAAACAGCCCGGAAGCACUUUCUUCUCUUUUCACACUUGUGCGCAUGUGUGUGUGUGUGUGUGUGUGUGUGUCUGAGUGAACAUCGACUGAAUCCAUGAAAAGGGAAAUCUGACAAUACAGAAAGACUCACUGAGCCAAAUGUUGUCAGCAAACAACACGUCUUGUUUUCUGUUUCCUGUCCCCCUCAGCCGAAUUCAGUUGCGUUGGCACCCAGGGCUGAUUGACAGCUGAUGGACACAGUGAUCUUAUCUCUCCCAGUGCCUGCCUUUCAGUUCACAAGAGAGCAGAAGUUGUCUGUUCAUUUUCUUGGGGCAUUUUGUGUUUUUAGGAAAAGAAAAUGUAUUUUCCCUUUUAUUCUUUCAAACGUCUGUCCUUUUGAUUUAAAGCAGGGAUAUAUGUGCCAUUGUUGCUAGUCAUGUUGAUUCUCCUUGUCCUUUGUCAUCAUAGUCUCAGACUGUAGCGGGAAUCCCGUUCAAUGUAGCAAAGUUCCUCCAUAUACUGGAUUUUUCCAGUAUGCCGAUGAGAAUGUGCUCUAUAUGUUUCUCUUGUGUUUCCUCUAACAGUGAAAGCAUUCAUUCCUUGCUUGCAUAUUCUGAAAGCAAUCCUAAAAAUCUUAUGCCUGUCCUUCAGCUAACCGAGUGAUCCAAACAUGCCAGUACUCUUCAUGGAAAAGAAAUCAUCUUUAAUUUAAGUUUUACAAUGACGUUUGGAUGUCUUCUUGACCACAGUGCUUCCUUAAUCACUAGUAUGUUUCUAAUAAUUUAUUUUAAACAUGGAAAUGCUUUGAUGGAUGAAUGGCAGACUAUAUUUUUUUAUUAUUAUUGUUUAGCAAUUAUUUCUGACAAAAAAAGUCACCAGAUCAUUUCAAGAUGUAUUUUGUACACUGGGUAGAGUAAAAAUAGGUUUUCAUGUAAUAGUGUAAGCUACCUUCUGUAUAGAUGAUCUGAUUUGUUUGCCAUGACACACAAAAAGGAUGCAUAUUAAUAUUCUGACAGAUUACUAUCUUAUUAAUGAUAAACAAUUAAUGGCUGAUAUUAACAUUAAUAUUAUUACAUCUGAAAAAAUAGAUUAAUUUUGCAUGCUAUAACUGAAUGGAACAUGAAAAUAUGCUAAAGAUUUGACUGUUUUUAAAUAUAAAUGGCAGGUGAAGUAAUAUAAAGUUUAAAAAUAGACAUUUAUGCUCAGUAAUAUUUCCAGUAUGUUAAUAAAUAAACUUGAAAUAUUUGGAUCUGCAAUAUUGUGCAAUAGUCCCUGAGGUGUAUUGGAUUUAAAACCUGCCCUUAUGAAAACCCAUUUUUCUCUACACUUUACAUCAUACAGUAGGGUUGGGUCGAUAGACGAUGCCAUCAUCAAUCGCUGAUGGCCGAUAGACAUCACGAUACUGAGCCAGCAUUGCAAUCUUCUACCCUGCCCCCAUUGCAGCAGCAACCCGCAAAAAACACACACUUAGGCCCUGUUUACACUAAUACGUCUUUGUUUUAAAAUGGCAUUUAACAGCGAAAACGAUCCACGUCGACACUGCCGUUUCAUCUAGCAUUUCUGAAAAGCCCUCCUUUCACUAUAUACCGCUGAAAACGCACAUCAGGUGACCACACACACAGUCAUGCGCUGCAGCGUAUGUGCGCGUCUGAGCUCCAUCAGUCAGCAGGUGCUUUGAGAACAAAACCCCAGAGAACAGUGCACAUCGGACAAUUUAUCAAGGAUGUACCGCUGGAUCGCAUCUCACCAUAGUUGUUAAACGUGAUAUUUAAUUAAUCUUGUCUCUAUCUAACGACUCUUCUGAAUCUUUUGAAUCUAUCAGGUAACGUGUCCCAGCGUCAGUACACUGCUUCAAUCUUUCACUUUCACACUUGUACUUAGUAAUUUUAGCAAAACCUCAGAUACUGUUGGUUGGUUCCUGUUGGUUGUGCACCUUGUUUACCAACCAAGUUUGUCGACGCCAUUCUAACGACACAGAUCACUCUGCCUAUUCAUGUCAGAGUCCCGCGGAAAAAGUGAUUGACAGGUGUUAAUUUGUGUGUAACUUAUCUUGAUUUAUUUAUGAUUUGGUUAUGGGUAAAACAAAGACCAUGCGGGUUAGGUAGUUGAAACGGCAGGCUACAAAUAAUUAAUUUGUUAUGAAUUAAUUAAUUAUUCAAAAAAAAUUAAUUCACUGCUGCCUACGACACCGAUGACAUCGUCUAUCGCAAUGUUUCACAUUAAACAUCGUACGAUGCCAAAUUGGUCGACAUCUCCCAACCCUAUCAUACAGUAGCAGCGACGUUUGAUCAGCUGUAUGAUAUAUUGAUGUUUAAAAUUAGCCAUUAAGCUAUGUCAGGUGGAAUCGACAAGAGGACCAAAGUAUCUUUGUUGUUGUUGUUGAGCAAUAUAGAACAUUUUAUGAUCAUGAUUCCACUUCGUCCAUGUAUGUUCAUGAAUUCAAGUGAAAGGAAAUGUGUGUUUUGGUUGCCUUAGAUACCGAAUGUCAACAUCUUUUUUUGGUCUUCUAAUAUGUUUGCAAAAUGAAUGCCAUUAAGCCAGUCAUAUAAGCUCUGGCAUCAACUGACAAGCCUUGCAGGUCGUAGCCAGUAGAACUGACAGAAUUCCAAAUCAUGUGUCUGUGAGUGUGUGUGUGUAAGCGCGCGUGUUUAUAGAUGUCAGAAUGUUGUAAAUUAUUUUUGUAGGACACAUCUAAUCAAAAAUGGGAUGCAUUGUCUAACUGUGGAAGCUACCUCUUCAACCGUAGCGGCUGCCAGUAGUGAGUAGUACAUGUGGUUACGUUUUCAUGUUUAUUUUGUUGGAAUGAUUGCUUGCGCUGUAAAUACAUCUAGAUGUACGUUCUCACUGAAUGAGUCACACGUUAGUUUGUACUGGGAGAAAAUGACAUACUGUAUGCUGACAUUUUUUGUAAACCAAACUAUAUAAACUGAUUCGCUUUAAA